AUGGCCAACACCAACACCGUUCACCAGUACAUUAUACAACCACCACAGUACGGUCUCCCUUCCGUAAGCCCAACACCUCCACAAUAUGGCCCUCCACUUAAUAAGGUGCUCUUCAUCACUGUUUCACAAUGCACAAACCUCAACCUCAAAGGAAUAUUAGAGACCAUGUGGGAGAAACUUUUUGAAAAAAAGAAACCUGAGUUUCAGAAUGUGGAGGAUGGGCAAAGACAGCUGCAGCAACAACUUCUUAAACAAGAGAAGCCAAUUUUAGUGAUAUUGGAUGAUGUUUGGUCCAGAUCAAAUUUGGAUAAAUUACUAUUCGAAGGAAGAGGAUACAAGACCCUCAUAACAACAAGAGACAUUUCUAUUAUCCCCAAAAACACCUGUACUAAACUGUAUCAAUUACCAUUGUUGAGCCAAGGAGAUGCUCUAUCCCUUUUCUGCUUCUGGGCUUUUGGACAGACAACAAUUCCAGGAACUGCAGAUGCAAAUCUAGUAAAGGAGGUGCAAGCAGAAUGUGGAGGCCUACCACUUGCUCUGAAGGUGAUUGGAAGCACUUUGCAUGGGGAACCUCAAGUGGCUUGGAAAAGGGCAAACAGCAGUCUCUCCAAAGGAGAAUCUAUAUCAGAUUAUCAUAGAGAAGGCUUACUUGAAUGCUUAGCGACUAGUAUUGAUUUCUUGGAUGAUAUAGUGAGAGAGUGUUUCCUAGACUUAGGAUCAUUUCCAGAGGACAAGAAAAUCUGUGCUGAUGCACUAUUGGAUAUUUGGGUUAAUGUUAGAAAAUUAGAGUGGCAAGAUGCCUUUGUCAUCUUAUUGGAACUUGCAAGCAGGAACCUUUUGAAUUUAAGUAGCAAUCCAAGGAAUCAAGCAGCUAUCUCUUAUGGAAAUGCCUCGGAGCUGUACUUUUUUCAGCAUGAUGUAAUACGAGACUUAGCCUUGUACUUGGAAUUCGGAGACAGUGCAGUCCAUAGUAAAAGGUUAUUUAUGCCUAGGAAAGAGAGUAGUUUACCUCAGAAAUGGAAAUUGCAUACUAAUAAAACAUUUGGUGCUCAAAUUGUCUCUAUUCACACAGGUCCUAUGAAUUCAUCUCAGUGGGAUGAAAUGAAUUUUCCAGAGGCAGAGCUUAUGGUGAUAGUAUUUGCUUCAAGAGAAUACUUUCUUCCCCCAUUUUUGAAAUCUAUGAAAAAACUAAAAAUUCUCAUGGUAUUCAAUUAUGGUUCAAAAAGGGCCACAUUGAAAGGAAUAGAUGCCUUAUCUUCACUCACUCAGUUAAAAGUUCUUCACUUGGAGAGGUUAAUUGCACCACCGGUUGAAAUACAGAACAUAGAGAAGCUCUCUUUAAGCUUAUGUGAAGGGUUUGAAAGUACCUCGACAUUGAACAAUACCAAGCUGCAAUAUUUUAACCUAGACCACUGCAGUGAUCUGGAGGCGUUGCCUUCUGGAAUCUGCCAUAUGCAAUCCAUUCAGAUUCUGUCUGUUACAAAUUGUCAUCUUAUUCAGAAUCUACCCUCUGAUAUUGUGAGUAUGAGCUGUCUAAGAGUGUUAAGGCUAUCGGCAUUACCAGGCCUUAAAGAACUUCCUUCCUCAAUUGGAAAUCUUGUGUGGCUGGAAUAUCUGGACAUAUCAGUAUGUGAGGGUUUGAAAAAACUUCCAGAGGAAAUAGGAAAAUUGGAGAAAUUGAGUGAAUUUGACAUGAGGGAGUGUUCUCGUUUGAGGAGGCUACCUAGAACCGUCAGUGGGUUAGGGCAUGAAUCCCACACAUGGCAAAUUAAAGUGCAACUGUCAUUAAUUGAGAAAGAUUUGUGGGAGAUUGUGGAUGGGACUGUAAGAAAGCCACAAGAUGCAGAUAUAGCAACGAAGUGGACAACAAAAGAUCGUAGGGCCACGACAUUGGUUGGUCAUGGUCUAUCAAAUGCAUACUUGCAUCCUAUUGAUUUAUCAAAGAUGUCAAAAGCAAUAUGGGAGGGGCUCAAUGUCUUGUUUGGUUCUCAGGCUUCCAGUGCCAAGAUGUCUAUUAAGUAG
Molecule: messenger RNA, 2022 nt
Organism: Cryptomeria japonica (Japanese cedar)
Lineage: Eukaryota; Viridiplantae; Streptophyta; Pinopsida; Cupressales; Cupressaceae
Product: probable disease resistance protein At4g33300
Exons: 6
Coding region: 1-2022 (673 amino acids)
Biological process (GO): defense response to fungus
Molecular function (GO): ADP binding
Source: RefSeq, a predicted model, not a curated record